AGAAAGAAAGAUAAAAGCACUGCAAAACACAAACACACGUCCUUACUCUAUAAAUAAAUUCAUCAUUUCCAUCUCUUCAACAAGGAAUCUCAACCAAACAGAACCUAGCUGCAGGUUCUUACGGGCGGCGCUCUUUCUCUCUGAAAAGUGAAAACCGUUUUCUCUGCUUUUUUCGCCAAACAGAUCUUCGCGCCAACGACACAGAACAACACAAACACGUCGAUUCUUCCCUUUUUCUUCUUCUCUAAUUUCUGUUUCUAUUCCGGCGUCGUUCUGUCUCAGAAGCAAAGCACACACGGCCUGGAUUUGAUUGAUUUGCGGUUGAAAAACCUAGAUCUAACGUGAAACAAAAUUUGAAAAAAAAAAUUAAAAUCUAUAACAGAAAACACAUCGUUUUUUCUCUCGGAAAAUUUUUCCGUGUACGAAAAAUCUGAACGAAACGAUGUCGUCUUCUUCACUUUCGUUCGCAGCGGCUCCGGCUUGGUCUGCGUGCACUCUACCGUCGAAUAUCGCAAGCAGCAGGACGCAGCUCAAUGUGCGAACUGUGGCGAAGGCGAAACCGAUGAGCUUCUUCGGUACUCGUUUGCGUUCGAGCUGCAGGUCACUCGGUUCGGAGCGGCUGCACGUGUGGCGGUCGCAGGGGCCAGGGAGGUCGCCGGAGCUGAGGGUGGUGGUCCGGUCGGCAUUGUCGGCUGUACCAGAGAAGCCGAUGGGGCUUUACGAUCCAGCUAUGGAUAAGGACUCAUGCGGAGUGGGGUUCGUAGCGGAGCUGUCCGGCGAGGGCAACCGUAAAACGGUGACAGAUGCUUUGGAGAUGUUGGUGCGCAUGACGCACAGGGGAGCUUGCGGGUGCGAAGCAAACACUGGAGACGGAGCCGGGAUUCUUGUGGCUCUACCUCACCAGUUUUACACGGAGGUCGUGGAUUUUGAGCUUCCACCUCCUGGAAAAUAUGCAGUUGGCAUGUUUUUCUUGCCCACCUCCGACAGUCGUAGGGAAGAGAGCAAAAAUGUAUUUAGAAAGGUUGCCGAAUCACUGGGCCACUCUGUUCUUGGCUGGCGUUCUGUGCCCACUGAUAAUACAGGAUUGGGCAAAUCGGCCCUGCAGACCGAACCAGUGAUUGAACAAGUGUUUCUUACGCCAAGCACCAAAUCAAAACUUGAUUUGGAAAGACAGAUGUACAUAUUAAGGAAGCUUUCAGAUGCUGCUAUAACAUCAGCUUUAGACCUCCAUAGUGAUGGCAUUGCUGAUUUUUAUACAUGUUCACUUUCAUCAAGGACUGUUGUUUAUAAAGGUCAGUUAACACCAGCUCAGUUGAAGGGUUACUACUUUGCAGACCUUGGCAAUGAAAGGUUUACGAGCUACAUGGCCCUGAUACAUUCACGAUUCUCAACUAAUACUUUUCCUAGUUGGGAUCGUGCUCAACCAAUGCGAGUUUUGGGCCACAAUGGAGAAAUCAACACACUUAGAGGCAAUGUUAACUGGAUGAAGGCACGUGAGGGCCUACUAAAGUGCAAGGAGCUUGGUCUAUCCGAGAACGAGUUAAAGAAGCUUUUGCCCAUUGUGAAUACAACUUCAUCUGAUUCAGGUGCUUUUGAUGGCGUGCUUGAGUUUUUGGUUCAGUCUGGAAAAAGUCUUCCUGAAGCUGUCAUGAUGAUGAUCCCUGAAGCAUGGCAAAAUGACAAGAACAUGGAUCCCCAGCGUAAAGCAUUUUACGAGUAUUUCUCGGCUCUCAUGGAGCCAUGGGAUGGGCCUGCUCUUAUAUCAUUUACUGAUGGUCACUAUCUUGGAGCAACAUUGGAUAGGAAUGGUCUGCGGCCAGGCCGCUUUUAUGUCACUCACAGUGGACGAGUUAUAAUGGCAAGUGAAGUUGGGGUUGUAGACAUUCCUCCUGAAGACGUUUGUAGGAAAGGAAGACUAAAUCCUGGCAUGAUGCUUCUAGUAGAUUUUGAGAAGCAUGCUGUUGUGAAUGAUGAUGCCUUGAAGGAACAGUACUCUUUGUCACGGCCUUAUGGGGAGUGGCUAAAAAAUCAGAAGAUUCAGCUCCAAGACAUAGUUGACUCUGUUCAUGAAUCUGAAAGAGUGCCUCCAAGCAUAGCCGGGGUGAUUCCAGCAUCUGGUGAUGAUGCAGAUAUGGAAAAUAUGGGAAUUCAUGGUUUACUGACUCCAUUGAAAGCUUUUGGCUAUACAGUUGAAUCCUUGGAGAUGUUAUUACUUCCCAUGGCAAAGGAUGGUACAGAAGCCCUUGGUUCAAUGGGAAAUGAUACUCCACUAGCUGUCAUGUCUAACCGGGAGAAGCUUACUUUUGAGUACUUCAAGCAAAUGUUUGCCCAAGUGACAAACCCACCUAUUGAUCCUAUUCGUGAGAAAAUAGUCACUUCCAUGGAAUGUAUGGUUGGUCCAGAAGGUGACCUAACAGAAAUUACUGAGGAACAAUGCCACCGUCUUUCACUAAAAGGCCCUCUUUUAUCCAUUGAACAAAUGGAAGCCAUUAAAAAGAUGAAUUAUAGGGGAUGGCGGAGCAAAGUGAUAGACAUCACAUACUCAAAGGAUCGUGGUAAGAAAGGGUUGGACGAAGCUUUGGACAGGAUAUGUGCAGAAGCACAUGAUGCAAUUAAUGCUGGCUACACCACCCUUGUGCUGUCUGAUAGAGCCUUCUCAAGGAAACGGGUUUCUGUUAGCUCCCUCUUGGCCGUUGGUGCUGUCCAUCAACAUCUAGUUCCACCAAAAGCUGGUGGGGAAUUCUACUCAAAAGGUGAAUUGGUCAAGAAGUACUUCAAAGCAAGCAACUAUGGAAUGAUGAAGGUCCUUGCGAAGAUGGGAAUAUCUACUUUGGCCUCUUACAAAGGUGCUCAGAUUUUUGAAGCUCUGGGUCUUUCCUCAGAAGUAAUUGAAAGGUGCUUUGCCGGAACCCCAAGCCGAGUUGAGGGGGCAACAUUUGAGAUGCUUGCUCGCGAUGCUCUUAAAUUGCAUGAAUUGGCAUUUCCUCCUCGUGUUUUCUCUCCUGGGAGUGCUGAAGCUGUUGCUUUGCCAAAUCCUGGCGAUUACCACUGGAGAAAAGGUGGUGAAAUUCACUUGAAUGAUCCACUUGCUAUAGCAAAGCUUCAAGAGGCUGCCAGAACUAACAGUGUAGAUGCAUAUAAACAGUACUCCAAGAUCAUUCAUGAGUUAAAUAAGGCUUGCAACUUGCGAGGAAUACUGAAAUUUAAAGAGGCAGCAGUGAAGAUUUCACUUGAUGAAGUUGAACCUGCUAGUGAGAUAGUUAAACGAUUUUGCACUGGGGCCAUGAGUUAUGGGUCAAUCUCAUUGGAGGCGCACACAACAUUGGCAACUGCUAUGAAUAAGAUUGGAGGGAAAUCCAACACAGGUGAGGGUGGUGAGCAACCAUCACGCAUGGAGCCUCUUCCUGAUGGCUCAAUGAACCCAAAAAGAAGUGCUAUCAAGCAGGUUGCUAGUGGGAGAUUUGGUGUUUCAAGUUACUAUCUUACAAAUGCUGAUGAAUUGCAGAUAAAGAUGGCCCAGGGAGCUAAACCAGGAGAGGGAGGUGAACUUCCUGGCCACAAGGUUGUAGGAGACAUUGCUGUCACCAGGAAUUCAACUCCUGGGGUAGGACUUAUCAGCCCCCCACCUCAUCACGAUAUUUAUUCCAUUGAAGAUCUUGCCCAAUUAAUUCAUGAUCUAAAGAAUGCCAACCCGGCUGCUCGAAUUAGUGUCAAGUUGGUAUCAGAAGCUGGAGUAGGCAUAAUUGCUAGUGGAGUUGUUAAAGGGCAUGCUGACCAUGUCUUGAUCUCCGGCCAUGAUGGAGGGACAGGGGCAUCCAGGUGGACUGGAAUAAAGAAUGCUGGGCUCCCUUGGGAACUUGGCUUGGCCGAGACCCACCAAACUUUGGUAGCUAAUGACCUCCGUGGUCGCACAACUCUCCAAACUGAUGGGCAACUCAAAACAGGAAGAGAUGUGGCCAUAGCUGCUCUCCUUGGUGCAGAAGAGUUUGGUUUCAGUACAGCUCCACUCAUUACUCUCGGUUGCAUUAUGAUGCGGAAGUGCCACAAGAAUACCUGUCCUGUUGGCAUUGCUACCCAAGAUCCAGUACUCAGAGAAAAGUUUGCUGGAGAACCUGAGCAUGUCAUCAACUUCUUCUUCAUGGUUGCUGAAGAGAUGAGAGAAAUUAUGGCCCAGCUUGGGUUUAGGACUGUCAAUGAGAUGGUUGGCCGUUCAGACAUGCUUGAAGUUGAUAAAGAAGUCACUAAGACCAGUGAGAAAUUGCAGAACAUUGAUCUCUCUCUAUUGCUUAGACCUGCAGCUGAACUGCGGCCAGAAGCUGCUCAAUACUGUGUGCAAAAACAAGAUCAUGGUUUGGACAUGGCUUUGGAUAAUAAGCUCAUUGGUUUGUCCCAUGCUGCUUUGGAGAAGGGUCUCCCAGUAUACAUUGAAAGUCCAAUUUAUAAUGUGAACCGUGCUGUGGGAACUAUGCUUAGCCAUGAGGUGACCAAAAGGUACCUCUUAGAUGGUCUUCCUAAUGACACCAUUCAUAUCAGAUUUACAGGAAGCGCAGGCCAGAGCUUUGGUGCAUUCCUUUGUCCUGGUAUCACUCUGGAACUUGAAGGCGAUAGCAAUGAUUAUGUUGGUAAAGGGUUGUCUGGCGGCAAGAUUGUAGUAUAUCCUCCAAAGAAGAGUACCUUUGACCCAAAGACUAAUAUUGUAAUUGGUAAUGUGGCACUCUAUGGAGCUACACGUGGUGAGGCAUAUUUCAAUGGGAUGGCCGCAGAAAGAUUUUGUGUGCGUAAUUCUGGGGCUAAGGCGGUAGUUGAAGGCGUUGGAGAUCAUGGAUGCGAGUAUAUGACUGGUGGGAUAGUAGUUGUCCUUGGAAACACUGGCCGAAAUUUUGCGGCAGGAAUGAGUGGUGGAAUUGCUUACGUUCUUGAUAUGGAUGGAAAAUUCCAAUCUCGAUGCAACCAGGAACUUGUAGAUUUGGACAAGGUUGAGGAGGAGGAGGAUAUUAUUACUCUUAGAAUGUUGAUACAACAACAUCAGCGUCACACAGAUAGCGUGCUUGCCAAAGAAGUGCUUUCUGACUUUGAAAAUCUUCUUCCAAAAUUUAUCAAGGUGUUCCCCAGGGAGUACAAACGUGUUUUGGCUGGUAUGAAGUCAAAGGAAGCCUCCAAAAACGCAUCUUCGCCUGCUGCAAUUGCAGAAGAGGGGCCAGAUGAAGCAGAACUGAAUGAGAAAGAUGCUUUUGAAGAGCUUAAGAAAAUGGCUGCUGCAUCUUCAAAUGGGAAGCCAAGUCAGAAGGUUGAACAGGCUGAAUCAUCCAAGAGACCCAGUAGAGUCACUGAUGCAGUUAAACAUAGAGGUUUUGUUGCUUAUGAGCGUGAAGGUGUUCAGUAUAGGGAUCCUAAUGUUCGGAUGAACGAUUGGAAGGAAGUGAUGGAGGAGUCGAAGCCUGGCCCACUUCUGAAAACCCAGUCAGCCCGUUGCAUGGACUGUGGUACUCCUUUCUGUCAUCAGGAAAAUUCUGGAUGUCCUCUUGGAAAUAAAAUACCAGAGUUUAAUGAGUUAGUAUACCAAAAUAGGUGGCGAGAGGCAUUGGAAAGGCUUCUCGAGACAAAUAACUUCCCCGAGUUCACUGGUCGGGUGUGCCCAGCACCCUGUGAAGGUUCUUGUGUCCUUGGCAUUAUUGAGAAUCCAGUGUCUAUUAAAAGCAUUGAAUGUGCUAUCAUAGACAAGGGAUUUGAGGAGGGUUGGAUGGUGCCACGGCCUCCCCCCAAAAGAACUGGGAGAAGAGUUGCCAUUGUUGGAAGCGGACCAGCUGGGUUGGCAGCUGCUGAUCAACUGAAUAAAAUGGGACACACAGUAACUGUGUAUGAGAGAGCUGACAGGAUUGGAGGGCUUAUGAUGUAUGGGGUUCCCAACAUGAAAACAGACAAAGUGGAUAUAGUUCAACGACGGGUCAACCUUAUGGCAGAGGAGGGAGUCAAUUUUAUGGUGAAUGCUAAUGUUGGACAUGAUCCUAUGUACGCUCUUGGUCGGCUUCAAGAAGAAAAUGAUGCUAUUGUGUUAGCUGUCGGAGCUACGAAACCAAGGGAUCUUCCUGUUCCUGGGCGGGAGUUGUCAGGAGUUCAUUUUGCCAUGGAGUUUCUUCAUGCAAACACUAAAAGCUUGCUCGAUAGCAAUCUUCAAGAUGGUAACUACAUUUCUGCAAAGGGAAAAAAAGUUGUGGUCAUUGGUGGGGGUGAUACGGGCACAGAUUGCAUAGGGACAUCCAUUCGUCAUGGGUGUAGUAGCAUAGUAAACCUUGAACUUCUCCCACAGCCUCCCGAAACUAGGGCACCAGGCAACCCUUGGCCACAGUGGCCUCGCGUAUUCCGUAUAGAUUACGGGCACCAAGAAGCUGCAGCUAAAUUUGGCAAAGAUCCAAGAUCUUAUGAGGUAUUGACUAAGCGGUUUGUGGGAGAUGAGAAUGGAGUUUUGAAGGGACUUGAAGUCAUACGAGUCCGCUGGGAAAAGGAUGAGACAGGGAAGUUUCAGUUUAAGGAAAUUGAGGGCAGUGAGGAAAUCAUCGAGGCUGAUCUAGUGUUACUUGCCAUGGGAUUCCUUGGCCCUGAAUCUACAAUUGCAGAGAAAUUGGGUAUGGAGCGAGACAACAGGUCAAACUUCAAGGCAGAUUAUGGUCGCUUCUCAACCAGUGUGAAAGGUGUCUUUGCAGCCGGCGAUUGUCGCCGUGGCCAGUCCCUCGUGGUAUGGGCAAUUUCGGAGGGACGCCAAGCUGCUUCACAAGUUGAUAGGUACCUCACGAAAGAAGACACAGAGUACAACAUUGCUCAUACCAAGAGGCAGCAGCAAGACCUCACCAAGAGACAGCAGGGCGGUAGCAAGUACACAGUGAUGACUUAAAAGAACUCUCACCUGUGAUUUUUUUCCCCUUUCGUUUCAUACAGUAGCAGACAGAGAAUAAGAAUAAGAUGGUUCCAAGAUUGAGCAGGGUGUUCUUUUUGUUUUACCAUAGGCAUUAUUAUUAUUGGUUGGUAGUAGUUGACGCACACCAAUAAGGAGAAAAAUUAGGAAGCUAGGAUUGUAGUAUAAUCAGAGCAAGAGGUUUGUCUUGCUGUUUGGUCGCUCAAGGGUACAAGGUGAUUUCAUUCAAAUCUUGUUCAUAGUUUUGAUGUGUUUGGAAAGGCAAGCUGUUAGCUAAUUAUUAUUAUUGUAUUGUGUGAAAUGAAAUGUACAGUUUGGAAAUUUAUUAUUGAUUUCAGAUUUGAUGUUUCCUUUA
This is a messenger RNA of Arachis ipaensis, 7265 nucleotides long. RefSeq names its product NADH-dependent glutamate synthase 1 (gene GLT1). The record is from RefSeq and is a predicted model, not a curated record. NCBI's taxonomy places the organism in Eukaryota, Viridiplantae, Streptophyta, Magnoliopsida, Fabales, Fabaceae. Gene Ontology annotation, molecular function: FMN binding; iron ion binding; flavin adenine dinucleotide binding.